GUUCUCCAGGAAUCCUUUCAUGUCCGAGCAAAACUGAAAGUAGAACCCCGAAAGGGAAGAGGCAUCGGACGGAUUUGUAGAAACAUUUCAAAGAAAGUUAUAAUCUAUUUUAGAAGUAAGGACCUUAAAGGUUUUUAAAAGUCGGUGAGGCCGCGAAUCUCCGUUCAUCUGAGCUAUAAUACAGACAUGGCCCACGCAGAGACAACUGUGUCAGGGAGAAACUUUUAUGUCCACUUGGCGGGAGAAACUAACGGUGCUCAUCAGGCUUUUGUUGAAAAGUUGAAAGACGGUGGCCAUACUGAGGUGCAGUCUCCUGGAGAAAGUGACUACCUUUUGGUUUUCUGUCCCAACGCUUCACGAGUUGAUGCAGACAUACGCGAGGCCCUGCUCAAGAUACCAGGUGGGAAACCAUUAAUUCUGGUGGUGAUGCAUCACACCUUCGAUCCUGACCGUGUUGUAGCUCCAAGCAGGAGACAGGUGGACAACCCCAGCGUCCUCCUCACUGUGGACUGUCUGUUCUAUGAGCGCAAGCUCCUGGAGUGUAACCGCAAUGAGAUUGCGUGGCAUGAUGUCCAGAAGUGUCUGGGAAUUCCCCUUUCACAGCAACAUACUAAUAAGCAAGGCUUCAAAAACGAGCUCAACAAAUUAAGGGUAGAGAACCUUCAGACCCCCUUGAUGGAAUCUAGACACGAGUGGUUGCAACAAAGGAGCCCGAAGAACCGACUGAAGGACGCUACAGACCUGUCAGCUGGAGUAGAUGACUUGAGAGACAUGGCCCACGCAGCCAUGACUGUGUCAGGGAGAAACGUUUAUGUCCACUUGGCGGGAGAAACUAACGGUGCUCAUCGGGCAUUUGUUAAAAAGUUGAAAGACGGUGGCCAUACUGAGGUGCAGUCUCCGGGAGAAAGUGACUACCUUUUGGUUUUCUGUCCCAUCGCUUCACAAGUUGGAACGGACAUAUGUGAGGCCCUGGACCACAUACCAGGUGGGAAACCAGCAAUUCUGGUGGUGAUGCAUCACACCUUCGAUCCUGACCGUGUUGUAGCUCCAAGCAGGAGACAGGUGGACAACCCCAGCGUCCUCCUCACUGUGGACUGUCUGUUCUAUGAGCGCAAGCUCCUGGAGUGUAACCGCAAUGAGAUUGCGUGGCAUGAUGUCCAGAAGUGUCUGGGAAUUCCCCUUUCACAGGGACAUACCAUGCAAGGCUUUAAAAACCAGCUCAAGAAAUUUACUAAGUUGUCAGGGAAAAACUUUUAUGUCCAUUCAGCGGGAGAAACUAAAGGUGCUCAUCGCACUUUUGUUGGAAAGUUAAAAGUCGGUGGCCAUUUUGAGGUGCAGUCUCCUGGAGAAAGUGACUACCUUUUGGUUUUCUGUCCCAUCGCUUCACGAGUUGGAACGGACAUCCGCGAGGCCUUGGACCACAUGCCAGGUGGGAAACCAGCAAUUCUGGUGGGAUGCAUCACACCUUCAAUCGUGACCAGUUUGUAGCUCCAAGCAGGAGGACAGGUGGACAAACCCCAACGUCUCCUCACGUGGACUGUCUGUUC
Etheostoma spectabile (orangethroat darter) is the source of this 1547-nucleotide messenger RNA. RefSeq lists its product as uncharacterized. Bases 187 to 1488 code for a protein of 433 amino acids. The transcript has 12 exons. The record is from RefSeq and is a predicted model, not a curated record. NCBI's taxonomy places the organism in Eukaryota, Metazoa, Chordata, Actinopteri, Perciformes, Percidae.